CUUGAAUCAAAUGAAUUAAAAAAAUUGAUGAAUUUAUUGAACGUCUAUGGAGAAUUAGUGAGAAAGGUUGUAAAUCACGUAUGCUAACUGAAGAAGAAAUGAUACUUAUAUGUCAUCAAUGUAAACCAUUGUUUUUAGAACAAUCAUCAUUACUAACACUAUGUGGUCCGCUAAAAAUAUGCGGUGAUAUACAUGGACAAUACUUUGAUUUAUUACAUUUAUUUGAAUUAUGCGGUAAACCAGAAAAUAUUAAUUAUUUAUUUUUAGGUGAUUACGUAGAUCGUGGUCGACAUAGCUUAGAAACAAUUUCUUUAUUAUUAUGCUAUAAGUUAAAAUAUCCGCUAAGAUUUUUCUUAUUACGUGGUAAUCAUGAAAGUCAAUCUAUUACAAAAAUCUAUGGUUUUUUUGAUGAGUGUAAACGUAGAUUUUCAAUAAAAUUAUGGAGAAUAUUUAUUGAUACAUUUAAUUGUUUACCAUUAUGUGCUAUUAUUGAAAAUCAAAUAUUUUGUUGUCAUGGUGGUCUAUCACCAGAACUGCUAACACCAGAUUUAUGUGAUUUAAAUGAUUUGAAAGCAAAGAUACGAAGUAUAAAAUGUCCAUGUGAUAUACCAGAUUCUGGUUUAAUAUGUGAUUUAUUAUGGUCUGAUCCAUGGUAUAUAGAUAGACUAUUAAACGAUAAAAAUGGUAUAGAACCAAAUGGUUGGGAACCGAAUGAACGUGGUGUAUCAUAUAUGUUUGGUGCAGAUAUAAUUAAUCAAUUUUUAGAAAGAUUCAAUUUAGAUCUUAUUGUACGCGCACAUCAGGUUGUUGAAGAUGGUUAUGAAUUUUAUGCAAAUAGAUUAUUAGUCACAAUUUUUUCAGCACCAAAUUAUUGUGGUGAAUUUGAUAAUGCUGCAGCUGUAUUCUGUUUAAAUAAAAUAACGAAUCAAAUUGACAAUUUACAACCAACAUUUUGUAAUUUAAUUAAUGAUGACACUGAUCAGUCACUAUAUAAAGAAGCUGAUUUAGAAGGUAGUUUCCAAAUUAUACGAUCUGUGUUGUCAAAUAAGAAGUAG
Molecule: messenger RNA, 1055 nt
Organism: Heterobilharzia americana
Lineage: Eukaryota; Metazoa; Platyhelminthes; Trematoda; Strigeidida; Schistosomatidae
Source: the annotation of a GenBank genome assembly